Messenger RNA from Lizanozyma spartinae, 606 nucleotides. RefSeq names its product Emp24p (gene EMP24). The transcript has a single exon. Gene Ontology annotation, cellular component: Golgi apparatus; endoplasmic reticulum-Golgi intermediate compartment; endoplasmic reticulum. The coding region runs from base 1 to 606 and encodes 201 amino acids. Gene Ontology annotation, biological process: intracellular protein transport; Golgi organization; endoplasmic reticulum to Golgi vesicle-mediated transport. NCBI's taxonomy places the organism in Eukaryota, Fungi, Ascomycota, Pichiomycetes, Serinales, Debaryomycetaceae. The record is from RefSeq and is a predicted model, not a curated record.
AUGCAAGUCCUUGUGCAAUUCAUCUCACUCUUGUUGAUGGCCUCCAGUGCCCUUGCACAUAAUGUGCUUCUUAAGCCAUACGCCAAACAGUGUUUUUUUGAAAAGUUGAACAAGAAUGACGAAUUGGCCAUUUCUUUCCAAGUUGGUUCUCGUAAUCCUCAAAACCAUGAACAAUACACUUGUGAUUUUUAUAUCAAAUCACCUUCUGGACAAGUUUUGGUGAAUAAGAGAGAUAUGGAUCACGGAGAUGAAAACAUACAAGCAUCAAGUGAAGGUAAGUAUUACUAUUGUUUCCUGAACGAACGUUCUAAUAGAGUUGACUUGGAUGUUUCUUUUAAUGUGCAUGGUGUUAUUUACAUUGAUGUCAAUGAUCCAAAGUCCGAUACCUUGGAUUAUGCUAUUUCCAGAUUGAGUCAAUUAACCAAUGAUGUUAAGGCAGAACAAAGUUAUUUGGUCAUUAGAGAACGUACACACAGAAACACUGCUGAAUCCACCAACUCAAGAGUCAAAUGGUGGUCUGUGUUCCAAAUCCUUGUUGUUGCCAUCAACUCUGUGUUCCAAAUUUACUAUUUGAAGAGAUUCUUUGAGGUCAAGAGCGUAGUUUGA